AAUCUUGGGUUGUCCACCCUGGCUGUGUCAACCUAUCUUCGGCGCAAAAAUGAAGUGAGGAUUUAGUCUUGUAAUUACUAGUUUGCGGUCUAUUCCUAGCUGUCCAGGCUCACCAGUUAUGGCCUGUUCCAACUGUUCAAGUUUACCAAUUGUGGCCUCUUCUUGUCCAGUCACGGCCCAGGACGGCAACGGUCGGGUCGCGGAACGUGUCAUGGGCGGGGACUAGUUUGAUUGGCUGACUUUCCACUAAGAAAACAAUCAUAUGAUUAGCGGGAAUCUCCCACAAGCCUCAAUUGGACUGUUCUUCUAUUGCCCCGCCCUACACGAUGGAGUCAAUGCGAUCCUCUCUCCAAAGCCCACAAACAUCGCAAUCAGCUAUCCUAAAAAAUGGGGUGUGCAAGCAAACCGGCAACAAACCGCAACAGCCCGUUUAGGUUUAGGGUACCAGUCAGUUUGCGAUUCAAAAUAUCAAACCUUCGCCAUGUCGAACCCAACCGGCACAGCGCAGCGCACAUCAAUUCAGCCUACCAUGAUUGCACCCUUUCUACAACUCCGACCACCAAGCGAACCGUUGCAGCCAACCAGCGAGAACCUCGCCAAGACAAGAUUCCGACACCCCGGGUACGCAGACAGCGAAAACAUCAUCCUCAUCCUCCCAGCCUUUGACUCUAAGGGCAUCCACCACGAGACCGCGCGCAUCGCAUGCUGCAUCUUUGCCAAUUGCGCAUGGGAUGGGUAUUUUUCCCUUUCGCCGAAUGGCCCACGCGUGCCACUAGGUCUGUCUAGACGACAUUUUAACCGCGCCUACCUACUACUUCUGCGUCCCGAAUGGUUCGUCCUUCUCCGCCCCUGCUGUAGUCUCCCCCGCUAAACAAGAAUUCCUAGACUUUAAGUACGCAGUGGUGCCAUCCCUUGGGCACUUCCGCUUUCCCAACCAGCUCCCCCAAUUCUAGGAAGACAACAACCAGGCCCCGAUCC
Messenger RNA from Lasiosphaeria miniovina, 978 nucleotides. RefSeq lists its product as uncharacterized. The record is from RefSeq and is a predicted model, not a curated record. The transcript has a single exon. Bases 263 to 871 code for a protein of 202 amino acids. NCBI's taxonomy places the organism in Eukaryota, Fungi, Ascomycota, Sordariomycetes, Sordariales, Lasiosphaeriaceae.